AUUUUUUUCAUUUCGUACUUUGACUUCUAAAUAUGGUAAUUCGCGCUGUCUUCCUAACAUCCCCGUUGAGUGACAACUGCCGCGGCUUCAUCCACAAGUACUCCUCCGCGCCCCGGCCCGCCCAUCGUUUUCUCUGCUUUCUCUAGCAUCGUCGACACCGCCGGCAACAAUGGCUUCGUCUAUGCUCCUUCGCUCAACGCUGCCUAGAACCUUUUCCUCCACGACUGGACGCAAUGUCUUGCGAUCUGCAUUGCAAGCGAGAGCAAGUUCGACUGCGCAAUAUGUGCCAGGUGGACCUAUCAUAAAAGGCACAGUCAACGACCCCAUCGAGUUCCCUACCCCAUCAAAGACGCAUGGCUCGUAUCACUGGGCAUUCGAGCGACUUCUCGCAGCCUCCCUCGUUCCGAUGACAGCAGCAGCUUUUGUGACCUCCGGGUCAUCUUACCCCGUUCUCGACGGAUUGCUUGGUCUUAGCUUAGUGAUGCACUCUCAUAUUGGGUUUGACUCGAUGGUCGUGGACUACGUGCACAAACGCAAAUUCCCUAUUAUUGGCCCUGUUCUGACCUGGACACUGAGAACAGCGACGGUUGGCGUGCUCGUCGGCGUUUAUCAGUUCAAUACAAAUGAUAUUGGGUUGACGGAGCUGAUUGCGAAGGUCUGGACAGCGUGAGAUUAUAUGCAGGAAUUAUAUCGAGAGACAA
This is a messenger RNA of Suillus bovinus, 701 nucleotides long. Its product is annotated as SDHD, membrane anchor subunit of succinate dehydrogenase. The transcript has 5 exons. The record is from RefSeq and is a predicted model, not a curated record. Gene Ontology annotation, molecular function: ubiquinone binding; heme binding. Gene Ontology annotation, biological process: tricarboxylic acid cycle; mitochondrial electron transport, succinate to ubiquinone. The coding region runs from base 170 to 670 and encodes 166 amino acids. Gene Ontology annotation, cellular component: membrane; mitochondrial envelope. NCBI's taxonomy places the organism in Eukaryota, Fungi, Basidiomycota, Agaricomycetes, Boletales, Suillaceae.